Cydia splendana is the source of this 1106-nucleotide messenger RNA. RefSeq lists its product as uncharacterized. The annotation marks the transcript as partial. The transcript has a single exon. Lineage: Eukaryota; Metazoa; Arthropoda; Insecta; Lepidoptera; Tortricidae. The record is from RefSeq and is a predicted model, not a curated record.
CUGCCCCCCGCGCCCCGACCCUCCUCCAAGUCCGUCACCUUCUGCUCCCACUGUAAGUACGAGAAACCCUACAAGCUCUCAGACCGAGACCUACGCUACUACUCAGACCCAGGACGAGACAUCCCUAAAACGAAGAAAAAACCCAAGGAACUCAACAGAGACUCCACUGAUAGCGACCUGAAGUACUACUCCGAACCUGACGCGAAAAACUACUUCGAAAUUGACUAUGAAUUCUUGAAAGAGCUGCGCAGAAUCGCUAGACAUAACUGCCCUAAAUGCAGACGCAAGAGAUCCAGAAAUUAUAAAGAGACUAGAAAAGAGAAAACCAAAAAACCGACAAGACCUAAGGCGACCUAUGUCUAUUGUAAUGGAAGAUACCAUAGCAAUCAGGAGCAUUGCCAGCUGUGUUGCCGCGUUUGUAACAAAUCUACAGACACGCUUGACUCUAUUGAUGAUGAUCAGUACUCCCUUGUGUCUAAAAGCUAUUCCUUAUCUUCUAGCAGAGCGACUACUAGCUCCAGAUCGCGAUCGACGCCUAAAACUAGGGAACGGAAGAAUUCCACGCAAUCUAUUAAGUCUGUUUCAUUCUUAGAGUCCAGCAAUGAGGAGUCGAGAAAGGAUGAACCGAACUACACAGCCAAGAGUUUCACUAAUGAUUUAAAACAGUUUCUGCUUAAACCAACUCCACCACGCUUAAGUUUAAGAGAUAAGUUCAUCAUCAGCUUCAAACAAGAGUUCGAAGCGACCAAAAAAUCCCCAAAACUCAAAGCCAUUAAAGGCCUUUGGAAAUCUUAUUAAAUCCUUCUUUUUGGUGCAUUUAAAGAAUUUAUUUGGUGCUUAUUUGGACGGACGUCCCGUUAUUUAAUUUGGUAACAACGUAAGUGUUCAGAAUGGUCUAAAAUCGUAGUAAACCAAUUAUUUGGUGCUAAGUACUCUUUUAUAAGCUCUGACAAGCGUUAUACUCUACAAACUUCAAAAUGCCUAUAACUGCAGACAAUUUUAAAUGGCACAAGUGUUUUAUCUCGUAAAACUAUUUGCUAUAAUCUUUGUAAUGCCUAAAUUUAGAUGUUUAGAUGCAUUUUUCUUAUUCUGCUCGUAGCAGUUUA